ACUUGAAUUCUUUAUCCGUGUGCCGAUAAAUACAAUUGUGGUGAAAUAUUUCCCAUAUAUAUUUUGAAACUGUGUUGUUUUAACUGGGUUAGUUGCUGAUUCAAUACAAACAAACCUAAAAUGGGCAGCGAUUCAUCCAAAGCAGUCGGAGUUGUGGAAACCGCCGCAGUUCCCGCAACCGCCGCAGCCAAAGUGACGGACGCAGCGGCCGCCGGUGAGAAACCCAAGUGCAAAGCUUGCUGCGCUUGUCCCGAAACAAAACGUGCACGUGACCAAUGCAUUGUGGAGAACGGCGAGGAAAAUUGCACAAAGCUCAUUGAAGCGCAUAAACAGUGCAUGCGAGAUGCUGGCUUUAAAAUCUAGAGAUGCCGAAUAAUUAAUAAUUAUUAUAAAUCCUUAAUAUAAAUCCCUUUUUUUUUGCUUCUUCGGUUGUUAUAUCUCAUGCUAAUUAUAGUUAAUUUAAUUGAAACCAUAAACCAAAAUUGUUAAACGACAA
This is a messenger RNA of Drosophila innubila, 496 nucleotides long. It is a transcript of the gene Cox17, whose product is annotated as cytochrome c oxidase copper chaperone. NCBI's taxonomy places the organism in Eukaryota, Metazoa, Arthropoda, Insecta, Diptera, Drosophilidae. Gene Ontology annotation, cellular component: mitochondrial intermembrane space. Gene Ontology annotation, biological process: mitochondrial respiratory chain complex IV assembly. The record is from RefSeq and is a predicted model, not a curated record. The transcript is spliced from 3 exons. The coding region runs from base 121 to 363 and encodes 80 amino acids. Gene Ontology annotation, molecular function: copper ion binding; copper chaperone activity.